Durusdinium trenchii is the source of this 1011-nucleotide messenger RNA. Lineage: Eukaryota; Dinophyceae; Suessiales; Symbiodiniaceae. The record is from the annotation of a GenBank genome assembly.
AUGAUCGAUCCUUUGAGGCCUGGCAUGAAUGGAGAUGGCCUAAUUAGGAGGUGUAUCGAUGCAUUGCCGGAAGUAAAGAAGGUUGUCGCAGGUGGCAUUGCUGGUUGCGUCUCCAAGACUGCUGUAGCACCGCUGAGCCGUGUUACGAUCUUGAUGCAGGUGCAAUCCAUGCGGCCCCACAAGUUCGUCGAUGGGAAGAAUCCCAACAACCAGUACCUAUUUCAAAGUCUCAGGAAGAUUUACUUGGAGGAAGGCAUCACCGGCUUCUGGCGAGGGAAUCUUGCUACAUGCUUUCAUCGUUUUCCAUACACUUCAAUCACCUUCUAUGCCAAUGCCGCAAUCAGAGAGACGCUGCAGCAAAGCUAUUAUGCCUCCAAGCUUCCAGACCAGAGCCGGCACUUGUUGGCGGGUGGUGGAGCUGCGUGUGCAGCGGUUUGCACCCUUCACCCUUUGGAUGUGAUCAAGACUCGACUGAUGGCGCAAACGCGCACUGAGUACUACUCCGGCAUUAUCGACUGCGCGAAAAAGAUUUGCCGGGAUGAAGGCGUUCGAGGUUUGUACAGAGGAAUCAGCGUGUCCCUGUGCAGCACAACGCCCUCAAUUGCCAUCAACUUCACAACAUUUGAUGAGUUCAAACGUCUUUUUGUCAAGCUUGGGUUGGAGCCUGGCUGCUUUAGCCUGACGUUCUGCGCUGGCGCUUGUGCAGGCAGCUUUGCGUCAAUUGCGAUGUUUCCCAUGGACCUGGUGCGGCGGCAAAUGCAAAUGGUUGGCGUUGGCGGCCGGCCUUUGGUCUACACCAACGUGUGGCAGGCAAUCCGCCACAUUUUCCUCACCGGUGUAUUGCGGAACCAAGGCUCACCAAUACGAUGGCUAUUCGGUUUUCGCGAGUUCUUCCGGGGCUUGGCACCAGAGUUAAUGAAAGUUGCGCCGCACAACGCGAUAAUGUUCUCGACCCAAAACCAUCUCAUCAGCAGGAAAUGGUUCGGAGAGGAGCUUCUCUACCCAGACUGA